AUGGCGGCAGCUUGGAGCCCGAUCCUGCUGCUGCUGCUGUGGGGCCAGUCCGCAGCCGCCUGGCGCUGGGCCCUGUGCCGGCCCAGCCCGCUGUCCACUCGCCACCCUGUGCUGGGCUUCUGGGAGCGGAUCCGCGCAGGCUCGGGCUGCGCCAGCCGGGGGCGCUCAGCCUCGGGCCGGGAGGUGCAUGUGCUUGUCCUACGGGGGCCAGCGGGGAGGAUGGGAGCCAGACAGAACUGGGCCCAGCCCCCCCCUGGCAGAGCCCCCAUCUUCGUGCUCAGCUCCCCAGUGCCCGUGGUCUGGAGCCUCCAAACGGCCCAGGUGGCUCUUGGGGAGGAAUGGACCUUCCAGGUCUCCCUGGGGUCCAGAGUCUCGGCCCUUGGGGGUGUCACUGUCACUGAGACCCGGCUGCCUCAGACCCCCCGAGGGCUCCUGCGCUGGGUGCAUGAGGAGCACGGCGGGCUCAGCUCCCUGGCUGCAUAUCGGGGCAUCAACAUGGUCUAUGUGCAGCUGGGAGACGAUGGGGUCUUGCCAGGUGCCUGCAAACUUCGCAGGAACUUCGUCUCCCCGACCCACUUCGCCUCCGACCUCCAACCACGGCCUCUGCGGGGCUGCCUGACGUCUGACCCCCCUUGGGACCCCGAAGUUCACAUCAUCCUCUCCAAAGGAACCACGCCCGGGCCCCCAGCCCAUCUCACUGUGGAGCUCCAAGCGCCCGGAGGCUGCUGCUCCCCCCGGCGGGAGCUGAUCGUGGUGCUGAAGAGCGAGGGUGCCACCAGCUGGCUGGUCCGGAUCCACCACAUGGCCGGGCGCCUGCGAGUCCUGGCAUCCCACGAGGUCUCGGUCAGCAGCACAGAACCAGAACCGGACCUGGCUGUGAGCAGCAGCAUUUCCCUGGGCCUGGCCUAUGCCAGCGAUCCCAUGGCCUGGGCAAUGGAGCAGGGGCUGCCUGGGAUCACAUCUUACACAGAGGCUGAGCAGGUGAACAGGUUCCUGGUCAUCGUGGGGCUGGAUGGGGACCCCAAGGCCCCCCACCCCUCCAUCCUGCUCCCCAGACCUGCCAAGAUCUCCCCCAUGGUCUGGGAGAGGAGCCGGGCGGCCUCGGGAGGCGGGAGCGCUGUGCGGCUGGCAGGAGCUCUGUCUGUGGCGUGUCUGAGCGAGAGGGUGGCUGUUCAUGUCAACAAGGACAUGCUCCAGGCUGUCAGACUCUCCCCAGCCCGAGUGACCCUGCGGGACCCCAGCUGUGCAGCCCAGUCCAAUGGCACCCACUUCCUGCUGGAGUCUCCCCUGGCCGGCUGCGGUGCCCUGCGCAUCCCGGCCCUGGACCCCACGUCGGGCGUCUGGCGGUACCAGAAUGCGGUGGUGCUCUGGGGCAGCAAGCCAGGGGCAGUGCCCAGGGGUCCCCCGCUCCCGGUGGGACAGGCUGAAGAUAGCUCGGAGUCCAUUGAGUUCUCCUGCUCCUCCCCAGCCCUGAGCCAGCCGUCCCGCUCUGCUGAGCCCAUCCCGGAUCUGCCCUUCCAUCUGGGCCGUGUCCUGCUCAGCCUGGAGGUCUACAGCUCCGAGGCCUUCGCCAAGGCCCAGGGACCCUGCACGGUGUCGGCCAACAGCCGCGUCUUUGUGGAAGCUGCGCUGGCUGCCUUCGACCCUGGGUUUAGCUUCAGCAUCCGCCUCUGCUUCCUCUCGCCAAGCUCCUCCUCCUCGCUGGACUCACCCUACAUCCUGGUGCAGGGGGGCUGCCCGGCCCACCCCGACGUCUCUCUGCACCCGCCCCACACGGGGGCUGCAGGCCGGGCAUUGUCCCCCAGCUCCCAGGAGCUGCAGCGCCUCAGCUUCCUGCUCCGGCCCCUCUACAAUGACUCCAUCCAAUUCCUGCACUGCCGCCUGGCCCUCUGCACCCAGGAGCCCCAGGGCCAGGCUGGAGCCUAUGGGGGCGCCCUCCCCAAGUGUGGGCCCCAGGCCGGGGCAUGUCCCAGCAGCCGCGUGGGGGAGCCGAGCAGCGGGCGGUUCCAGUACACCUUCACCAAAGCCAUCAUCGUAACAGUGGGGAGCCUGACCAGAGCCACCAAACCCACCCCAGGAACAGAUCCCUUUCCGGUGCUCUUUCCUCUGGCUGGCAGGAGGGGGAAGGUGCUGAAGGAGGCACCCCGGCCAGAGCAGGGAGAGACCCACCCUGCCCCCCUGCCCCAGGGCCUGGAGCUGCCCACCGUGGUGGGCAUCGUAUUCUCAGCUUUCGUCAUCGGCGUCUCUCUCACUGGGGGGCUCUGGCUCAUUCACUCCAGGACAGCUCACAGGGGCCUCCCUGUCCAUGCUCUUAGGGAUACGCUGGCACCGGCCCCACCCUCACCACCUGCAGGCGCCCGGCCCUGCGGCUCCCGGGAUCAGCAGCCCAUCGGAGUCUGCUCAGCACAGCCAGGGAGGCGACUCGGGGAAGGGCCUCUCCACCUGGCCCGAAGGGCCCCCUCCCUGUGACCAGCGGCCAGCGGGCGGCAGGCCUCGCUCAGGCAUCGGGGCUGCG
Messenger RNA from Terrapene triunguis (Three-toed box turtle), 2515 nucleotides. RefSeq names its product transforming growth factor beta receptor type 3-like. The transcript has 16 exons. Bases 1 to 2469 code for a protein of 822 amino acids. The record is from RefSeq and is a predicted model, not a curated record. NCBI's taxonomy places the organism in Eukaryota, Metazoa, Chordata, Testudines, Emydidae.